AUGGACGCCGUUCGGACUGUUGAGGUCGAGUGCGACUCUGGAAACGACUACGAUGGCCGAAUGGGACUGCGCAUAUCAGCCAUCUUUGUCAUUGGACUUGGAUCUAUGCUAGGUGCAUUAUUACCAGUCGCAGCCGCACGAACCAAGCGUAUGCGAGUACCAAAGCUGGCCUUCUUCAUUACCAAACAUUUCGGUAGCGGUGUUAUCAUCACAACGGCUUUUAUCCAUCUACUCUCUCCUGCAAAUGAGGCCCUCAACAAUCCUUGCAACACCGGUCCUAUCACCGAAUAUGAUUGGGCAGCUGGUAUUGUUUUGAUGACUAUCUUUGUGAUGUUCUUCAUUGAAUUAAUGGCGGCGCGGUUCGAUGUCUUUGGGCGACAAGCGCAUGAUAUUGAAGCGGCGGACCCUUCGUUGGAUCUGAUUAGAAAAAGCGAAAAGUCAAGCCAUUCUCACAAUGGUGACGCGAACAGCCCCAACAUGCAUUCCGCCAGUAGCUUAGCCGGUGAAGAUCUUGCAGUCACUCAGGCAGCCAGAAAAAGCAGUGUUCCAGGAAGACCAAAUGAUUUCACAUACCCACCAGGAGGUGAAGAUCAUCUUGGACAUCAGCGAGACCACAUGACCGAGGACGACCACUUUGCUGCCCAGAUGACAGGACUCUUCAUUCUCGAAUUUGGUGUCAUCUUUCACUCCAUCUUCAUUGGUCUCACGCUUGCUGUUGCCGGUGAAGAGUUUAUCACCUUGUACAUCGUCCUUGUCUUCCACCAAACUUUCGAGGGUCUUGGUCUUGGAUCACGACUUGCAACAGCAUCAUGGCCAAAGUCGAAAUGGUAUCUUCCGUGGGCUCUUGGAGCUGCUUAUGGCUUGACUACUCCCAUUGCCGUCGCUGCUGGACUCGGUGUUCGAUCAUCGCUGGCGCCAAACAGUCAGAACACUCGUAUUGUCAAUGGUGUGUUUGAUUCUAUCAGUGCUGGUAUCUUGAUCUACACGGGUCUGGUCGAGCUCAUGGCCCAUGAUUUCAUGUUCAACCCAGAGAUGAGAAAAGCAAGCAUGAAGAUGUUGCUCCUUGCCUAUCUCUGCAUGUGCAUUGGUGCUGGACUUAUGGCCUUGCUCGGAAAAUGGGCUUGA
Molecule: messenger RNA, 1125 nt
Organism: Glarea lozoyensis ATCC 20868
Lineage: Eukaryota; Fungi; Ascomycota; Leotiomycetes; Helotiales; Helotiaceae
Exons: 3
Coding region: 1-1125 (374 amino acids)
Biological process (GO): zinc ion import across plasma membrane
Cellular component (GO): plasma membrane
Molecular function (GO): low-affinity zinc ion transmembrane transporter activity
Source: RefSeq, a predicted model, not a curated record